AUGGCCUCGAAGUCGUUGUUCAAACUGUCUUCCAUUGCCUUCGGACUCUUGGCCUGCCUCCGGAACGCUCAUGGAGCCGCUCUAGAGUCUCGGGGCCCUCAUGACGACUUCGAACAGGCUUCUUGGCCUUCUCAGCGUUGUAAACUCACAGGGCCCAUCUAUCCUGAGAAUGAUGAACUUCCCUCCGCGGAAGACCUCUUCGGCGGCCCAUCGGCAUUCGCUAAGCAGCUCGAUCGUCACAGAGAAAUAGUCAAGGUGGAUUCCAUCUGUUACGAUGACCUCGGACCAAUUGGCGAUGAUAAGCGCUGGGAGAGCUUUGACAAGCUCCAAGAGGUCCUCGAACGCUUAUAUCCGCUCAUGCACGACGAAGACAAAGUCCAGUUUGAAGUGGUCAACACCUAUGGCCUGGUCUAUACCUUCCACGGCCAGAAUGAGGACCUAGCACCCGUUCUGCUGACAGCUCAUCAAGAUGUCGUCCCCGUCGGCGACGAAGCGGACUGGACCUAUCCACCAUUUUCCGCCGAGUAUGACGAGGAAACAGACUGGAUGUGGGGUCGAGGCGUUGCAGAUGACAAGAACCGCCUCACAGCGCUUAUGUCUGUCUUCGAAGAGCUCUUGGCAGUCGACUGGCAACCGCAGCGUGGCUUCGUCCUUGCCUUGGGCUUUGAUGAGGAGUGCUCUGGUCUCCGCGGCGCAUGGAACAUUAACGAUGCGCUUAUUGAUAAAUACGGCCAAGACGCAUUUGGAGCCAUUAUUGACGAAGGCGGCCUCGGCAUAAUCGAUUUGGAUUUCGGCCGUGAUCCGCCGGUACGUUAUGCACUCCCCGCCGUGACGGAAAAAGGUUUCGUCAAUAUCUGGCUCGACCUCCAGGUAAAGGGUGGCCACAGCAGCAUUCCCACACCGCACACGGACAUCGGCAUCAUGUCGGAGAUAGUCGUGGCCCUGGAAGAAAAUCCAUUCUCCCCCAAAGUAGAGUGGAACAGUCCCGUCCACAAGAGCUUGCAGUGCCUCGCACGUUACUCGCCCAACGCGUUCCCAUCCAUCACACACCUGGUUGACCACGGAAAUUUGUAUAAGCUCGCCGAGGUAGUUUCGUCCUUGGAUCUCGCUGCGGCGGCUCUGGUUCAGACCACGCAGGCGGUGAACAUCAUUUACGGCGGCGACAAGAUCAACUCGCUCCCGGAGCUGACCACCGUUGGCAUCAACUACCGUGUUGCGCCCCAGGACAGCGUGUUGGCGAUCCAACACAAUAUCGUCAAGUAUGCGAGCAGCGUCAUCGAAAAGUUCGGGCUGGAUCUCAACGCCUAUGAGGGCGAUGAUGAGUACCAUCACUAUGCUGCUUCGCUUGGCGGGGGCCACCACCACAGGAAGCCGCGCCGUGGCAUCGACUAUGAGGGCACCUUGACCAUCAGAGCGGAAAAGAAAUUCAAUGGUGCCCCUGUGUCACCCACUGACGACGAGGCAUGGCGCAUUUUCGCAGGCACCAUUGAAGCCACCUUCAAAGAGCCUGGCCUUACCGUCGUCCCAACGGGAGUGAUCAUGACAGGCAAUACAGAUAGCAAGCAUUACUUAGAGCUGUCAAGGAAUGUUUACCGCUGGAACCCGCACCCCGCGUUCGAUAUCGAGAAUAUCCACGCUGUGGAUGAGCGCCUCAAGAUGAGUGCCCAUAUCGGUAUCGCCAAAUUCUACUACAACCUCAUUCGUAACUUUGACGAGGCCGAAGAUUUACUCAAACCGUCUCACAAACAGAAACAGCAACAGCAACAGCAAGAGCUCUAA
Clonostachys rhizophaga is the source of this 1779-nucleotide messenger RNA. The record is from the annotation of a GenBank genome assembly. NCBI's taxonomy places the organism in Eukaryota, Fungi, Ascomycota, Sordariomycetes, Hypocreales, Bionectriaceae.